AUGAAAUCACAGGCCAUAAAAUCACACCCAUUGAGGUUGGGAUUACUGGUGCGUCCUCUAUCAUCUGCUGCCAGAGUGUUUCAACAAGAUAAAAAACCCAAGAAGAAAACCCAGAAGAAAUCACGUAAAGAUGUUGAAUACGGUAAGUUAUCAAAGGCACAGAAAGCGUUUCUUGAUCGUAUCAUUCGAGUAGAUCAAGCAGGAGAGUUGGGAGCAAACUAUAUUUACUAUGGCCAGUUCACAGUAUUAGCCAGUAAAUACCCACAUUUAAGACCAGUAUUACAACAUAUGUGGGAUCAAGAAAUCCAUCACCAUAAUACAUUCAAUAAAUUACAGACUGAACGUCGUGUGAGACCAUCCUUAUUAACACCAUUAUGGAAAGUAGGUGCUUUUGGAAUUGGCGUUGGCACGGGGCUCGUCAGUAAGGAAGCUGCGAUGGCAUGCACUGUGGCAGUAGAAACUGUCAUCGGUAGUCACUACAACCAACAAUUGAGAGUUUUGAUGAAUCAAUAUAACAUACCAGCCUAUGAUAAGGCUACUGGAGAAAUUUUACCAGAGGAAAGCUUAGACAGGAGCGCACAAUGUUCCCCUGAAUUAACCGAGUUAAAAGAUCUUAUCAGUACUUUUAGAGAUGACGAAUUAGAGCAUUUAGACACUGCUAUAGAACAUGACGCUGAAAAAGCUGUUCCUUAUAUUCUUUUAACUGAAGCUAUCAAGUUGGUAUGUCGGGGAGCUAUUUGGACAGCUGAAAGAGUAUAA
Molecule: messenger RNA, 759 nt
Organism: Debaryomyces fabryi
Lineage: Eukaryota; Fungi; Ascomycota; Pichiomycetes; Serinales; Debaryomycetaceae
Product: putative monooxygenase
Exons: 1
Coding region: 1-759 (252 amino acids)
Biological process (GO): ubiquinone biosynthetic process
Cellular component (GO): mitochondrial inner membrane
Molecular function (GO): 3-demethoxyubiquinol 3-hydroxylase activity
Source: RefSeq, a predicted model, not a curated record